Mucor mucedo is the source of this 2433-nucleotide messenger RNA. Its product is annotated as acyl transferase/acyl hydrolase/lysophospholipase. Gene Ontology annotation, biological process: lipid metabolic process. The coding region runs from base 24 to 2300 and encodes 758 amino acids. The transcript has 5 exons. Gene Ontology annotation, molecular function: triacylglycerol lipase activity. NCBI's taxonomy places the organism in Eukaryota, Fungi, Mucoromycota, Mucoromycetes, Mucorales, Mucoraceae. The record is from RefSeq and is a predicted model, not a curated record.
AUAAACCCCCUAACUCGUUUAUAAUGGCUAUAAAGAAUUCAGAUAAAGCGGUUAGAAAGACAACAAACACAUGUGUAACCACUGCUGAUGAUUCAGGCACUCGGUGUUUGGACGAUAAAGAAUAUAACAAGCACCAAAACCCUUUGGAUGUUGAAUACGUCAAUGAGAUCCACGUCAAGGAUUUCACUAGAGCACUCGAAUACGAUCCUAUCACUACAGAAACAAAUCCGGAACAGAUCUCCGCUUGGACAGAUGCUUUACCCACUCCCAGAUCCACCUCUACACCCAUCAAAGCCAAGUCGAAAAGAUCCACAAGGAGGAAAUUAGCGGAACAAGAAGCCGCUACACCAAAAGGGUUCACACAUACACUAGUGCAGUAUCCACUCAUCUUUGUGAUUGGGUUCAUCAUGUUUUUUGAAUUGAUGGCCUACAUCUCUUUACGGCUACUUGUGCGUUUAUGGGAAAAUCUAUUUAGUUGGCGAGGAAGGAAAAGAAAGCUUCGUGCACAGUUGCGUGCAUCUAACUCGUAUAAAGAAUGGUGCGAGGCAGCCGAUGCGUUGGACAAAUAUAUGCACAAGGAUGACUGGAAAAAGACGAUCCCUUAUGCAUUCUACGAUUAUCGAUUAUUGCAAAAGGUCGUCAAGCAUUUGAAAAUGUAUCGCCAGGGAGACACCAUGGAGGAUGCCACAAAACUGAUGGAUGUCUUGUAUGUUUGUUUGAAACAAAAUUUCGCUGGUAUUGAGAAUGCGAAGCUAUACAGUAAUACUUAUCUGGGAACAAAAAGAUUAGUGGAAGAAUACGUUGAAGAAGUCACCCGUUCGAUUGAAGCAUUGGCGAACAACAGACAUAUCACACCCGAAGAAAAACGUCUCGCGUUCAAGUUGUAUUCUAAAAAUUAUGGACGUACGGCGUUUUGUUUGUCAGGAGGUGCAGGUUUCGGAUAUUAUCAUUUGGGUGUGAUUAGAGCUUUAUUGGAUCGUGGAUUAUUGCCUUCGAUUAUCACUGGUACUUCAGCGGGGUCGCUGAUGGGCGCUAUUGUUUGUACUCGUACGGAUGAAGAAUUGAACGAGAUCUUGAGCCCUGAUUUGGCUAAAAGAAUCAAUGUGUGUCAAGGCUCUUGGGCUUCCAAAAUCACACAUUUGGUCACUACCGGUGCUUUGUUUGAUACAGAACAGUGGUGUCGUGAAGCAAUGUGGUUUUGUAAAGGAUCGCUUACUUUUAAAGAAGCAUAUGAAAGAACAGGCCGCAUAUUUAAUGUAUCCGUCAUUCCAUAUGAUCCCCAUUCACCACCCAAGCUACUAAAUUAUCUUACCGCGCCUGACUGUGUUAUUUGGAGUGCUGUAAUUGCUUCAGCUGCUAUUCCUGGUAUUUUAAAUCCCGUUGUGCUUAUGCAGAAAAAGCGAGGCACAGACCAUCUGGUUCCUUACAAUUACGGCCACAAAUUCAAGGAUGGAAGUCUUAGUACAGAUAUUCCUACACUUGCAUUAAACACGCAAUUCAAUGUGAAUUAUACGGUUGUCAGCCAAGUGAACCCUCAUGUCCAUGUCUUUUUUUAUGCAAAUCAAGGUAGUCCUGGCCGACCCGUUACUCAUCUCGAAGGACGUGGAUGGCGAGGUGGUUUCUUAGCUUCGACCAUUGAGCAAAUGUUGAAACUGGAUUUAGCAAAAUGGCUCAAGGUUCUCCGACAUUUAAAACUGUUACCCAAGUUCAACGAUCAGGAUUGGAGUUCGGUAUGGCUUCAAAAGUUUGAUGGCAAUGUCACUAUUUUGCCUAAAUCCGAUAUCACAGACUGGUUUUAUACGAUUGCAGACCCUGGAGCGGAUCGACUCAAGAAAUUGAUGAUUGCUGGUCAAAUCCGUACCUGGCCUAAAAUUUCCAUGAUUUCGAAUCGUAUGCGUAUCGAAUCCUCCAUCGAGAAAGUGCGACGUUCAUUGCGCCACAAGUCCUCUAGCGUGCGUAGCCGUGUCAGUAGUCGAUCCGAGCCCGAGCUUGUCAAAUUAACACAACACCUUGAAAGUCAAGAUCUGGUUAAUAGCGUGAUUGAUCAUGGUCAUCAUAGCGAUGCAGGAAGUGGCGACGAGUUAAUUUUCUUGACACGUCGUCGUGUCAGUAUGCCUGAUGGAUCGUUUAGUAAUUUAGAGGAGAAAGACUUUUUCAAAGAACAACAUCGUAGAAGGAAAUUCAUGGCUCAGUUUAAUGACUCACUGGUCAAUGGUACCAAGACGAAUAAGCCUUCUUCCCUGUUUGUUGAUUCGGAUUCGGAUUCUCACAUCACCCCGCCAAGUUCGCCUGAAGUCUAAGUCGCUAUUAUCCUCUUCUUUUUUUUUAUUGUAUUCCCCCCAUUCACUCAUUGAUAGGCUUGUCCUGUCUUUCAUACACCCCCCUCAUUCUUUUAAAUAAUAAAAAAACGAAAGCUUUUAUGAUGACCUCCCC